AUGGUAAAUUUGGAAGUUCCUUUUUAUUCUGGAUUGAAUGAAAUGUAUAUUCCAUUGCGAGCGGCAAAAUAAUAUCAUUGUAGAGUCAUAUGUGGCACACGUGAUCUCAGAAAACACCUGUACACGUGUGUCUUCUGUACGCUGUACGAAGUAUAUUUUCGAUGGCAUGCUCAUUCCAUUCUAAGCCGCUAUGCAGUCACUGAUGAACAACAAAUUUUGUUCCGUGUAUCGAAGAAGCUUGUUGGAAGAUUAAAACGGAGUGCCAUAAGUUCUAAAAAUAGUAGUGCCGUAGAUGAUGAUUUAGAAAUUCACCUCGGCACAAUUACUUUUCACAUAGAAAAUGCUAUAAUUGCUAAUGGAUACGUCAAUUUAUUUGACAUUUCGAAAGCAAUAACA
Heterotrigona itama is the source of this 396-nucleotide messenger RNA. The record is from the annotation of a GenBank genome assembly. NCBI's taxonomy places the organism in Eukaryota, Metazoa, Arthropoda, Insecta, Hymenoptera, Apidae.